ACAAGUUUUCCAUUUGUAUUGGAACAGAUCUGCAUUUUAAGUCAUGUGUCCCAGAGAUAAGGACACCUAUAAAGUGGCACGGAGUUGAGCCUACAGCACCCAGCAACUGGCACCAUGAUCGGACUCCUCUUUGCUGUGCUGAUCCUGGCACCUGCAGCCUUUGGCUGUGGGGUUCCUGCCUACCCACCUCUUGUGUCCAGAGUUGUUGGAGGGGAAAAUGCAAGACCAUACAGCUGGCCCUGGCAGGCUUCCCUUCAAUACUAUUCCAAUGGCAAGUGGAGCCACACCUGUGGGGGAACCCUCAUUGCCACCAACUGGGUUAUGACAGCUGCCCACUGCAUCAGUUCUUCUAUGACAUAUCGAGUGCUUCUUGGAAAAUACAACCUCGCAGUUGAGGAAAAAGGAGCAGUUGCAAUUUAUCCACAAAAGCUCAUUGUUAAUAAGAACUGGAAUUCACAGAAUGUUGCAAAUGGGUACGACAUUGCUUUGAUCAAACUGUCCCAGCACGUCACCUUGAGUGACCACAUUCAGCUGGCCUGCCUGCCCCCUGCCCAGAGCAUCCUGUCCUCCAACACUGCCUGCUAUGUCACCGGCUGGGGAAGGCUGCAGACUAAUGGACCCCUCCCUGAUGACCUGCAGCAAGGCCUCCUGCGGGUGGUGGAUUAUGCAACCUGCUCCCUACCUACCUGGUGGGGCAGCUCAGUGAAACCCUCCAUGGUUUGUGCUGGCGGGGAUGGAAUCACCUCCAGCUGCAGUGGGGACUCUGGAGGCCCACUGAACUGCCAGGGGGCUGAUGGCAGGUGGGAAGUGCACGGCAUCGUCAGCUUUGGCUCUGCUAUCAGCUGCAACCAGUACCACAAACCCUCUGUGUUCACUCGGGUCUCUGCCUACAUCAGCUGGAUCGAGCAGGUUAUGGCAAGCAACUAAUCCCAUGAGAACUGGACGAGAGAUGCCAUGGAGGAAAUCAGUUCGAAUAAAGUCAUAAUCAUGACGCCUUUGAUCAAAAAGAAUUAGGAAAUUACCCUUUUAACAACACAAGUAUUAAACCAAACACUAGUGAAAUAAACUGUAUUUUCUGCAAGCAAA
This is a messenger RNA of Taeniopygia guttata (zebra finch), 1086 nucleotides long. Its product is annotated as chymotrypsin-like elastase family member 2A. NCBI's taxonomy places the organism in Eukaryota, Metazoa, Chordata, Aves, Passeriformes, Estrildidae. The record is from RefSeq and is a predicted model, not a curated record. Gene Ontology annotation, biological process: proteolysis. Gene Ontology annotation, molecular function: serine-type endopeptidase activity.